Molecule: messenger RNA, 2727 nt
Organism: Aspergillus lentulus
Lineage: Eukaryota; Fungi; Ascomycota; Eurotiomycetes; Eurotiales; Aspergillaceae
Product: PX domain-containing protein
Molecular function (GO): phosphatidylinositol binding
Source: RefSeq, a predicted model, not a curated record
AUGCUUGAUGCAAACCCCGCCUCCCAUGAUGCCGACCGUCUGCAGUCAGACGGUCGGCCGCUGUCAACUCAUGUACCACCAGGGCAAAUUCUGACGGGAAAGCAAGAGCACUAUCUGAAGCGCGAGCUGAUCGGCCGUCAAGUGCGCAACGAAAUCACAGAGCUGAACUCCCCCACGGCCCUCCACCGCUUCGGCGCUCCAUUCAAAUCUGAGUUCGGGGAAGUUGCCCCUGUUGAUUCUGAGCUGCCGAUUCUGCGAUACAUCUUUGUGCAUCAUGUGCGCAAGUUCCCUUUCCUCGAUCAGGCGCGUGAGAAGGAGUUUUGGCAGGAUAAGUUGCAGGUGUUCCUCGAGUCAUUCGCUAACAAGCAUGUAUCGUCCUCGGAAGACCGGUUGGAGGAGACCAAGCGCAGGAAGCUGGCACGGAAAGCCGAAAAGCUCGUCGAGCUGAUGAUGGUGUCGGGGAUCCCCACAGCGUCGGGGUAUGAAGAGCGGAUAUCAUUCUCGGAGAUGGAGGUGGUCGAUCGCGGCGCGAACGAGAAGGGCCUUCUUGUGAAUAUGCCGGAGGGGCAUGCGAUACAUGGCUGGGAUGUCAAUGUCGCGGCGGUACGAGUUACCUCGGUCAAACGGACAGUGCGAUACCAUAAACAUGCGGAAUUCAUCCUCCGUGUGCGGCGGGAAGGCAAGCCUGACAUCUUUGUGGCCAGGCGAUACGGAGAAUUCUCAAAACUUCAUAAGAGACUGCGUACAGAGUUCCCGGGCCGAACAUUAGCUCCUCUUCCGCGGAAGAAUAAGUCAUCAACAAGUGCUAGCUUUUUCGGCUCGGCUGACGAUGAGGCGUCCUCUAUUUCUUCCGUGUCAACUCAAGAUACUAGCGAGGGGUACGCCGGUCGAACGCUGGCUCCGGGACCUCAUCACAGUCGUUCAUUGUCACGAUCCUCCAUGAGAUCAUCAAAGUCUGGGGGACUUUCAAGUGAGAGCCCGAGAGACACGGUGCUUUACAGGGAGGAGCAGCGCGUCUCUCUCCGAGCAUUUCUACGCACUUUGCUGCAGAACAAGCGAGUUUCCGAGUCAAAGGCGAUGGAGGAGUUUCUCACAGCAAAUCCCGUCACCUUGAAUGAAGAGGAAUUGACCGAUGUAGAAAGAAGAAAAGCAGCAGACGCCAUCAGAAUUGAGGAGCAGAAGCGGUUCUACGAAAUCGCAAGGCAGCGUGCGGCGGAAUUGGAUGUCUAUAUGGAGCAGUUCCGCCGGGAUAUCGUGGAGAGCAAUGGUCUAACGAAAUUAUUCUCCGAGAUUCGUGAAAAGAACACGAUAGCGGACCUUAGUCCCCAAUACCAGAAAUUCGCUGAAUGGCUUCGAAUUGAGGUUGCGGCAACUCUCUAUCACGUAUUCCUGGCUGAGGACAACUCUCCCGAGAUGUUUGCGCAGUUCAAGCGAAUACAUUCUCUUGUCCCGUAUACCUUGCUAAAGAAUGUCAUCCGCAUCGCCAACCCAGCGGCUGUGAUGAGUGGUGUCCUAGAUCUUUUCCUCGCUCAGCCAUUUGGGUCGCGGUCUCUGCUACAGCGCAUCUUUUCAAUGGCUCUAAACGACGGCAUUAAACAAUUUCAAAAGUCCAUUGACUCGCUGGCAGCCAAAAUUGGCGAUCCCGUCCUCACUGGAAAGUUAAAAGACUUCGCGCAUGCAGAUGAGAAUAUCAAGAAUGAAAUUCGGACAGAGGCUGCGACAGAAGAUGUGGAUUUGAUCGUUGCUAUUCUUCGGUCGGAGCUCAUAUCACCUGAGCUCACUCCAGAGCAGGUUGGAAAGGUGUUCAAUGCUUAUGUGGCCUGGAAUCAUGCGGUGGACAACGUGGAUCUUGAGAUGCAGGAAGGGGCCCAGUGGUUUGCGAACAUGAAGCAACUGCUCAAGCUCUACACCCGACAGCGCGACAAGGCAAUGAUUCUCAGCAUCAUCGAGGAGCCUGUCACCCUUCAGUUAUUCCGCGAUCUCUUCACGAUUUUCUACGAGCCGCUAGUGCGCGUCUACAAAUCGGCGAAUGUAUACAGUAGCAUUACCGACUUUGCACAAUUUGCCGACGACGCCAUCGCUGUGAUUGAGAAAUGUCACAGGCAGGAUGUUUCUGCCGACCCUAACCAAACCGUCCAGGCCUUCAUCGAUCUGUGCGAGCGGCACCAAGACAACUUCUACAAGUUCAUUCACGAAGUGCACCUUCACGAUAAUGGCUUGUUUACCUCCCUCAUGGGUUGGAUCGAAGAUAUCCUUGAAUUCCUGCGCCACGGUCCUCAUGGGGGUAAGCUUGACAUGAAUGCUCUGUUCCAUGGAGCCAAGGAUGUCGGGCAGAUCGACGAGGCCAAGGCCGUUGAGGAGAUUAAUGCUUUGAUCAAGUGGCACGAGGAUCGCAAACGGUGGCACUUGAAUAAGACGCGACAGAAGAUGGCGGCGGAAGGCACUGGUGGCGAGUCUUUCCCCGGGAACGCGACGUUCCGCGGCAGUGAUUUUGGCCUGGAUGAGGCGGACCUUCAAGAUCUCGCCAUUUCCGAUGCGGAAUCCGAACAGUCCGAGGAAAUGGAAGAGGACGACCUUGAUCCGAUCAUCGCUGAGAGGAGACGCCGUGUCAAGAAACAGGAUCAGCUUCGCCGCACCGCAGGAGAACCGGUCAAACCGGAGGUUCAGGAGAUUCUCAAGCUUUCGGAGCCUUUUAAUGCUAUGUUAAGGCAGGUCCUUGCCGAAUAA